AUGGAGAGGCAACGACGCGAAGACGAGCUGAAGCACCAGUCGUCAAAGAAGGCAAAUGAGGAAUCAAGCUCUCGGCCUGGGAUUCAGCAGACAGGUGGUAGCUUGAAAUCGAUGAAAGACAAAACAAAUCAAUCCGACAAAGAUGCAAAAGAGGGCUCAUCCUUGCAGAUUGCUGGACCAUCUGGAGAAAUAACAGCAGGGUGGUUGCUAAAAAAAAGUGGAAAAGCAAGUGGCUGGAGCAAGCGAUGGUUUGUCCUCAAUGAGAAAAGUGGAAAACUUGGAUACACUAAAAGGCAAGAAGAAAAACAUUUUCGAGGCGUUAUCACUUUAGAGGAAUGCAACAUUGAAGAAGCUUCAGAAGAGGAAUCUCUUAAGAGUUCCAAAGAAUCAAAAAAAGCAAAUGGAUCAGAUAAACUUUCAAGUUUAGAUUUUAAGAUAACCAGCAAAGUUGCUUACAAGACGGUGCUUAAAGCGGAAAGUGCAUUAAUUUUGAGGGCUGAGAGCAUGGCAGACAAAGUUGAAUGGGUGAAUAAGAUGAUGAAUAUUUGCAAAUCUUCCAAGGAAAUUCCUUCUAAAGGCUCAUCUGGUCUUGAAGCUAGUACUUCGAUUAGGCAAAGUCAUUCAGAUGGUUCACUUGACACUAUGGCUAGAAAACCAGCUGAUCCAGAAGAACUUAGAUGGAUGUCACAAGAAGUCCGUGGUUAUGUCGAGGCUCUUUUGAAUAGUCUUGCAGCCAACGUUCCAAAGGCAGUUGUGCUUUGCCAAGUGGAGAAAGCUAAGGAAGACAUGCUCAACCAGCUAUAUAGCUCCAUAAGUGCUCAAAGCAUAGCAAGGAUUGAAGAACUACUACUAGAGGACCAAAACGUUAAGCACCGAAGAGAGAAAUUCCAAAAGCAGCAGUCUCUGCUUUCAAAGAUUACACGCCAGCUUAGCGUUCAUGAUAACCGAGCAUCGGCAGCUAACUGGUCUAAUGGUGACACUGAAAUAGAAAGCAGCCCGAGGAGAAAUGCUGCUUCAGGUGAUGACUGGAGGUCGGCAUUUGAUGCCGGUUCCAAAGGGCCAGUCCGUGACUCGUUCAGGGGGUCACCCAGAUCAAAAAGUGCCGAUAGCCGUGGUAGUUUCCGGUCCAGCGACUCACCACAGAAUGGUGACUCAGGUCUGAACUCCGGUGACCGGCGAAUGCCAAACAGGCUACCUCCAGCGCCGCCUCAGGGCAGCUCUUCAGCCAACAGAUUCCUCUAGGCCACAACUUCAUGAUCAUGGAGUCAGCUGAGCCAGCACAUAUCCAACCCACACCUCCUCCACCUCCCCUCUCUCUCUCUCCCUG
Molecule: messenger RNA, 1327 nt
Organism: Zingiber officinale
Lineage: Eukaryota; Viridiplantae; Streptophyta; Magnoliopsida; Zingiberales; Zingiberaceae
Product: dynamin-2A-like
Exons: 10
Coding region: 1-1242 (413 amino acids)
Cellular component (GO): microtubule; membrane; cytoplasm
Molecular function (GO): microtubule binding; GTP binding; GTPase activity
Source: RefSeq, a predicted model, not a curated record